UGCGUAUCCCGCUAGGCGUGCGAGUUCAGUCAGCCGGGAAACACCGUUGCCAAUCGCUUCGUGGCGAACGGGCAUCUGAUACGAUGAGAUCCACGACGCCGAUAGCAGUAGCGUUCUUGGCAAUCAUACUGGCAUCGCUUUCACGGAUCACUGGAGCAUACGAUGCGCCUCCUGCAACGGAUGCAGACAUCGAAAUCACAAGCAUUCACCUUUCCAACAUCGCAGCUGCUGUAUCUCGAGCGAGGGCUCUGAGGACACGCGCGCGAAGUACUCCAGGAGGCAACGCUCUCAGCUUCCCCGGCGUUGAAGGCGUCUUCGAUAUAUCGGGAAACCUCGGCAUUUUUAUACCGCAGAGUCCAGAAGUAGUAGGCAUAGAGUACAUUCUCUAUCAGAAUGGCUCGGAUGAUCCCGUUGCGAGGUGGAAAUUUGGCGAAACUCCUCGUCCGCUAGAAGGCUAUUUGAAGAGGGAUCAGAAGCUCUAUUUUGUUGUGCACGGAUUCGAGAGCAAAGCCCAUGCGUCGUGGGUGCUCCAUAUCAAGAACGAGAUACUUGCAGUGGAGAAUGCCAGCCUGAUUGCAGUGGACUGGAGCCAUGGAGCAUCAAACAAAGACUACAGUGCCGCAGCUGGCAAUACCCGUAUGGUUGCAAGAAUAACGGCGAUGCUCGUCAGGGACCUGUGGCGCAGAGAGCCCUCAUUGGCAUUGGACGAUGUGCACUACAUUGGCCACAGUCUAGGAGCACAGGCUGGAGGUUUCUUCGGGGGCGACAUCAAACACUUUACAGGAGGUCAACAAGUAGGCAGGAUUACUGGAUUGGAUCCAGCCGGCCCACUGUUCGAGAGCUAUGGAGUGUACCUGAACAAGGAACAUGCCAAGUUUGUGGACAUAAUCCACACGAGCGCUGGAAAAGACGUCAUGAAGGGCAACCUUGGCAUCACUAUUCCGAGCGGACACGUGGACUUCUUUCCUAGCGGCGGAAAGAUUCAGCCUGGCUGCAAGGGUGUAAACGCCUGUUCGCACUCAAGAGCCUGUUUGUACUACGCCAAUUCUGUACGGACGUGCCGCUACGAGGCGGAUAAGUGCUAUAACUGGGCUGCUUUUAAGAAAAACUUGUGCCAGCCGGGUAAGGACAAGCGUCACGGAACAAUGGGUCACUGGGCCUCACCGCUGUUCACUGGAAAUCGGUACCUGCACAUAUCGUCAAAAGAACCUCACUGUGCUGGAGCGGGGAAUAACCCUGUUACAUCUCCCAUAGUGCUCCUGGUUGUGCUGCUUUAUUCUGCUUCUUUGGUGCACUGAGAGACAAGGAAACCGAAUGACGGAACAGGCAUAUAAUACUCGUGAUGUGAUUGAGAACAGUGAGUGCCAUAGUGGGGCGUUUAUUUCCCCGCGAUCCCGGUCCUGCACGUUUGAAUGUUUACGGUGAAAUAGCAGUUCAUAAAUUUUCCGUUUUUGAUUGCCGUGAGUUCCACGACAAAUACCGUGAGUUCUCGCGCAUGAUUAGUGAUCCUGCUCGAAAUUACUUAAUGAAUUAGUAAAUAUCCAACUGUUCUGUAGCGUAGAAGAGUGCCGUCUAUAGAAUUCCGCGCCUUUCUUCCUGAAUCACGCGAGAGAAUAAAUGCAGUUAGCACCACUCUGCGACGCAGCAGGACCCACAAUGAGAGCGUCUAUCAAGAGGUUCGCACACGGCAGCUCGCUACUGCUUCUACGUCACGGCAGGAGAUCGAGUCGCGCACCCAAGGUAUCGCCGGUCGGCAGACUUUUCAGGGCGUUUUUGUAAAUUGAAUUACGGAGCUAUUCUGGUUGGUGGCGCAUCGUAAGUGUCACUUCCUUAUUCCUUAAAGGGGAUGACAUUUACUGUGUAUUCACACGAACGACAUCCUCACAGUAGAUGCCAGUGAAAAAAAAAGAAGCAAAAACACUGCUCACAGAGACGAAGUUUCGUCCCUUGUUAUGUGAGCAUUCACACGGUGCGGAUAAAGGGGGUGGCGUACUGCGCCCUUAGCAGACGGCACUUAGCAGACGACAUUUCGCAGACGACAUCGUCUGCGUCUUUGCUGUCGUCUGCUACAGAAUAUCUUGUGACUGUGCUGCAGGAUAUUCCCCACGGUUAGCAGUCUACGUGACCGCUGGACGUUGAGCGCUCGCGCUCAGAGGGCCAUGACGUUUUUCACGUCUUCCGCUUCUGCGGGGAAUGUCGCUCGUGUGAAUACACGGUUAACACCCUGUUUCAUUCCUUAAGCUGUCCUGCAGAAGCUACCAUGCAAAAUAAUCUCACUCUGCACGUCACGUACUGCCACGGCGCGACCAAAUUUACGAAAAACUUGGGAGAAAGCAGCCUCGGACAGCCGGCACGAUCGUCCCGCGUGACGUCGGCAAGUCCUUCCUUCCUCCCUUUCUUCUCAGCUCAUGCGCUGUAGAGUCACUAAAUAGGGGUCCCUAUUUAGUGACUAUAAUGCGCUGUUUAUAACGGCUUCGGCUGCGUCGGUCAGCGUCACCUGUGUUACGGCUAACAUGAUCGGCCCUGCCUGGGGGUAGGUUACGUCACGACUUCUCUUUCCCUUGUUCUCUUACACGCUUUUUCCAAGAGUGGAGGAUUUCUUAGAGGUGUGCGCAACAGGCGACGCGCGCUCGCUCGCUGCGGGUAAUCUGCAGUUGUCGUUCUUACGCAGGAGCUCAUUGUAUUUGUUGGGGAACGCACCGAUUUCACCUUCACCACUGUGAUUUUCUCACAGCUCUCCCCAAAUCAGGGAUUCUUUUUACGAACCCCAAAUAGCAUCUACUUCUGAUACGAACUCAAAGUUUCGUGUCAUUCUUUUGUCACGCCGCAAUUGAACAAGCACACCCUACAAUUGGGCUUCAGACACUGCCCUCGUGUGUUUAUUUCAUGACAUACAACAAUUCACUGCCACUAAGUGUCUUGCAUGUGCCUUCUGCCUGUUAGAGACGCAAUGUUUGUUUUUAGCUUUCAUGGCCGAAUAUGACUUAUAUGUGACCAACUAUGACUGCUGAACAGCCAGCAACCCGGAAGCUCGAGGUUCGGUUUCAGAGAUCAUAUACUCUCAAACGCAGCUAUGAUGCUCCUAGCGCCGAAACCAUCGUGAAGAGCAGGACAUGCCCACGUACUACGGAAGGGCUCUGGCAGAUGUGCCCGAGAGUGUUAUCUUUCGGUGGAAUGCGGCACCAGCUUUGUUCGCAGAAGACAAGCACAGUUCACAGUGCAUUGCAUACUGAUAGUUCCGCAGGACGUAAGGGGAAAGUGCAGAGACCUUACGUUCGGCAGGGUGUUGGGAGAUGACGUCGUGAGCAUCGGUUUACACCCUGUGUACUGCAAUGUGCUGCAUUUCUUACUCUUCUGACGAGUACUGGUCAUCGGCAAUGAAGACAUAUCAGUCUUACCACAUCUGCUGUUGGCACACAAGCCUCGUAAACUAUGCAACAUUGACUCUGCCAUGCGCGGUUUCAGGUGAUGGCCAUAGCCACAGAAAGUGCAAAAAAAAACAAAAAAAAAAACUUAUGGGUGCAAAUGGAAGGCGGAGGAACCGUGGCAGAGCCUCUACUUCUGAUGUAACGACAAACUGGGCCCACAGAAAGAAAUGUAGCCAGUCAAAUAAUCUGAUAAGACCAGUGGCAGUAUGCUUACUUUCCUAUGAAAGAGCAUGUAUUUGCUCGGCCAAAUGCAGUGAUUAUGUUUAGCGUGCUUACCGAUACAUCUAUGCAAUUUCAGAGUCUGCUCUGGAAGGUGUGCCAGUAUAUGGCACACGUCUUUGCUUCCUCCAGCAGCGGAGAGGCUGGAUUACGUAUAGUCGGCUGCAUAGAAUGGUGUAUACACCACAGCACAGAACAAUGAUGCGGAAUACAGAACAGUCAGCGACAGGACAGCGCGUUUUGCUCUCGGUUACUGUUCUGCGUUCCGUAUCCUUGUUUCCUAGUCAUGUUGACUAAAUGUUCAUUACACUGGAAAAGCGAUGCAAUUUGGGCUUGUUGGUAAGAUCAUAUUGCUACUGAGCGCCAAAAAGACGAAGACGUAAGAGAGGGACACAAGACAUGCACUAACUUCCAACACUUUAAACAAACUUGUCGCAUCGGCUGCUUAUAUACUCCUGCCCACCUGCCGGUUGUUCUUUCUACUGUUACACGUCUCGAGGUGUGUCAGUUCCCUAUCAGAUAAUGCAAUGGAAGGAACACUGACACAGGCCUGACCCAAAUCCUUAAUUGUUUUGGGCCUCUAUAAUCUCCCGAGUGGUUCUGCCUCGAUUUCUUCCGAUACGCAUGUGUUGUGUGCCUCUCUUAUAAAUGUGUUCGUCUUUUUAGCGCUCAGUAGCAAUAUGUUCAUUAAAUGUUCAGAAAUAUUCGUGUUCAUUACGUGUUCAUUAAACGUUAAUAAAUGUUCAUAAAUGUU
Ornithodoros turicata is the source of this 4401-nucleotide messenger RNA. RefSeq names its product pancreatic lipase-related protein 2-like. The record is from RefSeq and is a predicted model, not a curated record. Lineage: Eukaryota; Metazoa; Arthropoda; Arachnida; Ixodida; Argasidae. Gene Ontology annotation, biological process: lipid catabolic process. Bases 84 to 1298 code for a protein of 404 amino acids. The transcript has 6 exons. Gene Ontology annotation, molecular function: lipase activity.